GCGGGGCUCGGCUCCAGUCCGGUCGCUAGCAGCCAUGGCUCGAGUCGCGCUCCUGGUCGUGGGCCUCGCCCUCUCCGUCUCGGCCCAAUACGGGGUCCCCAAGCCCCUCAACCAGCCCGGAGGCACCUUGCCCCCCGCACAGGCUGGAUCAGAGCAGUGGCUGUUGAAGCCGACCGUGUUCCCGGCUUCGCGGUUCGACGCCCGCGCCGACGCCGACCUUCUGCACGAGGCCUUCAAGGGGCCGCUGGCCAAUGAGUCAGUCAUCGUGUCCAUCCUGCCGCACCGCAGCCUCGCCCAGAGGCUCGUCAUCGCCGACAAGUACAAGAAGUACCACGGAAAGGACCUGAGGGAAGAACUUAAGGAAGAGCUGAGCGGCCACAUGGAGGACAUCAGCAAGGGCAUGGUGACCCCUCUGCCCAUCCAGUACAGCAAGUUCCUCAAGGACGCCAUGGAGGGCCCAGGAACGACCGAGGCUGAGCUCACCGAGAUCCUCUGCGGCAACGACAACGCUAUGAUCAGAGACAUCGUCCAGUCCUACACCGAGAGGUACGGAAAGCGUCUUCAGGCUGACCUGGAAAGUGAGACGUCCGGCGCCCUGGAGCGUCUGCUGGUUCUGUUGGUGCAGGCCAACCGCGACGAGUCCUACCUGGUGAACAACCAGAAGGUAAGCGACGACGUGGUGGCGCUGUACAACGGCGGCAAGGUCAACUGGCACGACGACCCGGCAAGGCUGAACCAGGUGCUGGCGCUUCGCAGCUUCCCGCACAUCCGCAGGGUCUUCCUCGAGCUGUCCCGCAAGACCGGAAAGGACAUUAAGGACCUGGUCGAGGAGCAGUUCUCCAGCGGCACUGAAGACGGAUACGUUGCCUGCGUGCGAGUGAUCCAGGACCCUCAGAAGUACUUCGCCAAGGUGCUGAACAAGGCGAUGGAAGGUCUGGGCACCAACGACAAGACCCUGAUCCGCGUCGCCCUGACCAGGUCUGAGAUCGACCUUGGAAACAUCAAGGAGGCCUACCAGCAGAAGUACCAGCGCUCCGUCAUCAAGGACAUCCAGGAGGAGACCUCUGGCAGCUACAGAAACAUGCUGACCGCCAUUUUCGAAUAAAAAAAGCAAGGAACACGACCUCAGAUGAGCAGGAGAUACAAAUAAAACUCCAACUUUUGUGACCAAAUAAACAUACAGAGUAUUUUCCGUAUUUUCAUCAA
Cloeon dipterum is the source of this 1206-nucleotide messenger RNA. Its product is annotated as annexin B9-like. The record is from RefSeq and is a predicted model, not a curated record. The coding region runs from base 35 to 1105 and encodes 356 amino acids. The transcript has 5 exons. Gene Ontology annotation, cellular component: cytoplasm. NCBI's taxonomy places the organism in Eukaryota, Metazoa, Arthropoda, Insecta, Ephemeroptera, Baetidae. Gene Ontology annotation, molecular function: calcium ion binding; calcium-dependent phospholipid binding.